This is a messenger RNA of Lytechinus variegatus (green sea urchin), 2256 nucleotides long. It is a transcript of the gene rpap2, whose product is annotated as putative RNA polymerase II subunit B1 CTD phosphatase RPAP2. The record is from RefSeq and is a predicted model, not a curated record. The transcript has 7 exons. The coding region runs from base 153 to 1985 and encodes 610 amino acids. NCBI's taxonomy places the organism in Eukaryota, Metazoa, Echinodermata, Echinoidea, Temnopleuroida, Toxopneustidae. Gene Ontology annotation, cellular component: nucleus; cytoplasm. Gene Ontology annotation, molecular function: RNA polymerase core enzyme binding; RNA polymerase II CTD heptapeptide repeat phosphatase activity.
UUGUCUUGAACAACACAGUUUUAUAUUAUAAAAGAUGUCAGCGCCCAUAUGAAAAUGUGCUCUCUUGCACUGGUGACAUUUUCCGGCGAAUAGAAGACUUUGCUGUCGUAUUGUGCAAAUUUAGAUGCCCUUACUAUCUGGUAAAUUCGAAGAUGUCAGCACUAUCGGGGAAAACAACACGUGUCAGAAAAUCUAACCUCCAGAAUGAUGAAAAAAGGAAAGAGGAACUUCUGGAAGCAGCAAGGAAACGGGUCGAAUGUGAGAGAAGAGCAAUGAAGAUUGUAGAGCGCCUUCUUGAAACAUCCAUCUCAAAGUCUUUCUUUGAAGAUUGUGGUAAAUACAUCACCAGUAAGCAGUUUGAAGAUGUGGCCGUUGAGAGAGCUAUCGAGAAGCUCUGUGGCUAUCCCAUGUGCGCCAACAAACUAACUAACAUCCCAAAACAGCAAUACCACAUCUCACUCAAGAGUAAGAAGGUCUUUGAUAUCACAGAGAGAAAGAACUUCUGCAGUCAGAGAUGUUUUCAGGCUUAUAAGUAUUACCAGGCUCAACUCAACGAUGAACCUGUCUGGUCGAGAGAUCAUAAAAACAUCCCUCGUAUCAAGCUGUUUGAGAAUGAUGCCAGCGCUGCCACCAACACAAGUCUCAAGCCUCAGAAUGAAAUCAUUAUGAAACAGGAAGUGGAAAUGCCAAAUGCCAAAGAGCAAACAGGAGAGGGCCCUUCUCAAGGCCAGGAAGGUCUGACUUCUGGAGUAUCAGGAAUGGGUUUGGGCAAGUCAGAUGGAGAGAUGGAUCAGAGGAGGAAGGACCAGGAUAAGAGAAGAGAAGAGAUGCUGAGAAGAAUUGCAGAGUCUGUGGAAAGACCUACAAAAGAAGGACAGAAUCACAGAACGAAAGAUUCCAGAAGCCAUGAUGGAGGUCCAAGGCAUGUUGCUAAAUCCCUUUCAUGUACUGUUGACAAAGAACAAGAAGUGACAAAGCAUACACAUCCACCUGAUGAAUUACAUUUGUCCAACCAGAGCAAACUAGAUCAGACCGCUUCUACUGUUGAUAUUAUCAAUGAGAAGUGUGAAGUGCCAAACAAAGAGAAUAUUGCUAAAGAUGGAAUGGAUAAACUAAACCAGAUGAAAUUGGUUCAGACUGGAUUAGCAGAGAGUAAAGACAGUGUUGAUUUGGAGGAAGAUAUUGCUCCAGAGGAAAUGAGAGAGGAUGAUACAAAGAAAGCUGAUGAAACUCGGCCAAAGAAGUCCCUUUCCUCCUCAGAUCAAAGAACGAGUCACGAGAAGAAGAAAGCUAAAAAGAAAAAGAAGAAAGUGACUUCAGCUGAAAAUCCAAUGCUUGUCAUCCUGCAACACAUCCAACAGUGCAUCAUGGAGUGGAGAACGGAUGAAACACUGAGACACAUCUAUGGUGGGCACUUCACAAAGUCAGGAGACCAAGUAUACUCUGGUGACUCUGAUACUGGUAAAGAUGGCAACCUGAAAGAUGGUGAUCAAGACCUCAAGAAGAAGGCCCUCAAGGAGUUUGAGAAGCGGGUAGGAAAUCGUCUGGACCGGGAAGAUUUACGAGAGGGUGCCUUUCCUGCCCCGUCCAAACCCAUGCCAGACUUUGACCGCCUCCGCAGGGAAGAAGAGGAGAGGUACGCCUUGAGAGUGAGGGAGUUCUUCAUGGGAGGUGAGAUGACGGCUCCUUCCGAACCUGCAGUGAAAGACGAAGAAGAACCUCUAAAGCCUUUGGUGGAAUCCAUUGUAAGAGCAGAAUCACUACCACCUGUAGACUCUAGAGCACAGCUGACCAUCAGACGAAAGAUCAUACUUGAUAAACUUGGUGCAAUCUUGCCGGGCAUUGCAGUCUCUCUCCAACUGUCUGUCCAUGAGGUCAAUCCGUUGAUGACCGAUCUGGUCAGGACAUUCCACCCUGGUAACCAGAAUAUCUCCUUCAAACCCAUAGCAUGGACUCUACUUACAGUUUUACUCAUCCAUAUGUAAGUACAUACGUUCUGUUCCAUGAUGUCUCUAUACCUCUAUUCAUGAAGAUACCUUUACUCUAUUGUUGUGUAUGCGAGGGACAGGGUUAAGUUGUCUGCACUCUGAGGGCACAUACAAUUAAAUUCACAAUUAGGUCUUGAGUGAAGUCUACCAAAAGUUGUAUCUUAAUCUGGCGCAAAUAUUCACUACUGAAUGACACGCGCCUUAUAAGCUAAAACAACAACAACAACAACAUUAAUUUUUGAGACACACCUACUCGACUUUAAAUCCU